Lytechinus pictus (painted urchin) is the source of this 1656-nucleotide messenger RNA. RefSeq lists its product as uncharacterized. Lineage: Eukaryota; Metazoa; Echinodermata; Echinoidea; Temnopleuroida; Toxopneustidae. The coding region runs from base 1 to 1656 and encodes 551 amino acids. Gene Ontology annotation, molecular function: nucleic acid binding; zinc ion binding. The transcript has a single exon. The record is from RefSeq and is a predicted model, not a curated record.
AUGUCGGACGACGAUUCGAAGAAGGGCCUGCAGUACCAGCAGCAGGAACGGCAGUUUCGCUCACUGAUAAGGGCUUGGCGGCAGGCGGCCAACAAACUUAGAGCUGCCCUCAUUGAUGAAGAACUUAUCUUAGUAAUUAAACAACAGAGAGAUGAAGUACAGGCAGCUAUAGAUAAUGCAUCGAUGCUGCAGGAGUCUCUUAGUAAGACUAAAGAGGCAUUAAAUCUGGAUGAUGACAGCAUUGACAGAAUCGAAGAGAUUGAGGAGCAACAUACCGAACUGAUGAAGGAAACUCACAUUCGAAUGAAGGCUCUACAAGUAGGCUCCUCAAAUUCAACGUCAUCUAGACAUUCCUCCAAACGUUCAUCACAAAAGGAGGUUGAAUGCAAACGGUGGGUUAAUGCUGACAACCAAGAUGAUUCUCCCACAGAGAAAAUGACUCCAAGUGCUCAAGUUCUUGGAACAAGUGAUCAAUUAGCAGCAACCAUACUGGACCAGAUGAGUCUCAAUCACCUGCCCCCUCCAGAACCGCCUGUGUUUGAAGGGAGUUCUCUGCAAUAUCCCACAUGGAAAAGAAGCUAUGACCUGCUGAUAGAAAGAAAGAACAUAAGGACAGAGGAUAAGUUCUAUUAUCUUCUGAAAUACUUGAAGGGACAACCCUUACAACUAGUUCAAGGUUAUUCAUUGUUAGGUGAUGCCUUCUCCUAUGCUGCAGCUAAACAGGCCUUGGAAAGUAGGUAUGGCGAUCCCUUUGUUCUGUCCAAUGCCUACAGAGACAAGUUAGAAUCCUGGCCGAGAAUCAACAAAAGGGAUAGCCAAGGCCUACGAAUGCUGUCUGAUCUCUUGAAACAGUGCUGUACAGCAAUGCAAACCAUAGGAAAUCUGGCGCAAUUGGACGAUGAGAGGGAAAAUAGAAAGAUCCUGGCCAAACUUCCAGACCAUCUCAUCAUAAGCUGGGGUAAAAGAGUUGCCAAAUGGAGAGAAACUCAUAGAAACACCUUCCCUUCUUUUCAAGCAUUUAGCAACUUCAUCGAGGAAGAAGCUAACAUCGCAUGUGAUCCUGUUACCUCACUGAAUAGUGUAAAGGAGCUGAAGGUAGAGAAGAAGCGGACCGUGUUGGGUGCGAUAUCCAUGUACACCUCAACAGAUCAACGCCCACAGCCUCCAAGAAAAGGAAGGAAGCAGGAGCAAGUCUGUUUGCUUUGUAAGGAACAUCAUCAGCUAGGAAUUUGUCAGAAGUUCCUUUCAAUGACCUUGAAAGAACGAAAGAACUAUGUUCGAGAGAAUGGACUGUGUUAUGGCUGUCUCAAACGAGGGCACACUUCAAGGGAAUGUAACAGGAAGCACACAUGUAGUGUCUGCAAAAAACGACAUCCCACAUCUCUUCAUGAAUAUUGGAACAGAAGUAACCAAGAGAGCCACAGUGUGCAGAUGGGGGCCCAGCCUGCCAAUGACAGCUCUUGGCCAAUAGAGCAACUCAGAACAUCAAGUUCUCAUACCACAGUAAAUCACAUGACUAAGAACAGGCAGGCUGUAAGGUGUUCUUCGGUCGUUCCAGUCUGGAUAUCUCAGAAGGACAGCAUUGAUGAGAGACUGAUCUAUGCGUUGUUAGACACACAGUCUGACACAACAUUCUUGCUGGAGUCUACCAAAUAA